AUGGAUACGCAUGAAUUACGUAUUAGAGAAGUCGGGGGAUUGUCUAUUUUAGUGGACAAGGACAAAAUAGUAAAUCCUUUAGCGGAGAAAUUUGCAAAUAAACAUCUACCACGUCUUAUCGAAAGUAGCGAAAUCCGCAGUACUAUGUUGUCGGAAAUUAGAAGUUGCUACCGGGAACAUUCCAAGAAGCAUUAUUUAUUGAAGCAGAUAAUUGCUGUUACAGAUGACUCCGAGGUACCAGGAGUCAAAGAAUCUAAGCAAAAUGUUUUCAAGCUUUGCUUCAAUUAUGUCUCAAAGUCGUACAUUAAUCAUCAUCUUAGAUCGGAACACAGGGUCAACUGCAACGCUUCAGAACAACCGGAUAUGUAA
This is a messenger RNA of Debaryomyces tyrocola, 369 nucleotides long. The record is from the annotation of a GenBank genome assembly. NCBI's taxonomy places the organism in Eukaryota, Fungi, Ascomycota, Pichiomycetes, Serinales, Debaryomycetaceae.